AUGUCCACAGCCACUCCUUUGUCCAAGGUUUCUGUGCCAUUCGAAGAGCUCCAUGAAGAAGUGAAGAGUGAGGAGCUCCAUGAAAAAGUGAAGAGUGAAGUGCUGCAUGAAGAAAUGAAGAGUGAAGAGCUCCAUGAAAAAGAUGCCUGCGCAGUGCAUAGGUGUCAGCUUUCUGUCACCCUGGAUAAAAUCACCACCCAGAAAUCUAGGCAGCCUAGACAGUUUUGCACAGAUUCCACAUCCCAAAAACACUUAAUCAGCAACAUCGUCAUCAGGGACUUUAUAGCUGCUGUUAAUCCAGGAAUGAUUCAUUUUGAUAAAUCAGUGAGCGCAGAUCAGUGUGGAGUGGAGGAGAAGGACUGCUCUGUGCUGGGAGAACUCCUCACUCUCUCACUGCCCCUUACCUAUAACAAGGGGACAUCUUCACCUUCUAUCUAUACAUCAAUCUAUGGAGAGAAGCCUGCUGUCAUUACAUUGACCCAUCCAGGAGAAUGUGGACUGUCACCUCCAGGCAGCGCUUUAUCUCACCUAGAAAAGAAGAAGAUUAAAGAAGAGGAACUUUUAUUCCACAUCCCAAAAAGAAAGCUGACUUUGACAUUCCAAUCUUGUAGAGCAGAAAACUGCACAAUGAAAGGUGGACUGCUUGUAUUAGAGAAGGAAGAGAACAGUACAGAGGAUGUUAAAGUGGAAAUGCAUACGUGGCUAUAUGUCCCAGGACAGACUACACCGUACAACGAAAUGGCUCCCAAACCGGAGCUGAUUGACAUUACCAAAUUCAUCAGUGUCCAGAUAGUUUUAAUCUUAGCAUACAGUUCCAUCAUUCUGCUGGGCGUGGUAGGUAACGCCCUUGUAAUCUAUGUUGUUUUUAAAUUCAAAACCAUGCGCACUGUCACAAACUACUUCAUUGUCAACCUGGCUAUGGCAGACCUAAUGGUGAACACGCUAUGUCUCCCAUUCACAUUGGUCUACACUCUCUUGGAUGAGUGGAAGUUUGGAACUGUAUUGUGCCAUUUGGUGACCUACGCUCAAGGCCUGGCUGUUCAAGUAUCUACGGUCACACUCAUGGUGAUUGCUCUUGACAGACAUCGAUGCAUUGUAUACCAUCUAGAAAGCAAAAUCUCUACAAAAAUUUGCUUUAUGAUUAUUGGCAUCACGUGGGCUUGUAGUGCUGCACUCGCUAGUCCGUUGGCCAUUUUUAAGGAAUAUUCCCUCAUUGUUAUUUCACAAGAUUUUCAGAUUCAAGUGUGCGCAGAAAGGUGGCCAGGAGGACAUCUAAAUUACAGCACUAUUUACAGCAUAUCAAUGUUGUUGAUUCAGUAUAUUUUACCUUUAGCUAUUAUAUCGUAUGCCUAUGUUAGAAUAUGGACUAAACUGAAGAACCAUGUCAGCCCAGGGGGAGGAAAUGAUCAUUAUCACCAAAGAAGACGUAAGACAACCAAAAUGUUGGUCACGGUGGUAGUAGUGUUUGCCGUAUGCUGGCUGCCAUUCCAUGCCUUUCAACUUGCAAGUGACAUUGACAGCAAAGUCUUGGACUUAAAUGAAUACAAACUCAUUUAUACAAUAUUUCAUGUGAUUGCCAUGUGUUCUACGUUUGCCAACCCAAUCCUUUAUGGGUGGAUGAACAACAAUUAUAGAACAGCUUUCCUUACAGCUUUCAAAUGUGAGCAGAGGAUGGAUUCUAUACACCCUGAGGUUUCCGUAGCCUUUCAAGCCAAGAAGAAGCAGUUACAAGUCAAAGAGAUUAAUGGUCCGAUUUUCAAUGAUCAGACUACACAGCCAACCAAUGUAUAGUGCUACAGCGGACUAAUGCAAAAACUUUUAUUAAGAAACCAUGGCAUUUAACCUAAGGACUAAAGCGAAAUCUUCUAAAGGUGUAAAAUUCAAAGUCAGUGACAUUAGUUGUAAGAGAAACUAUUGA
Molecule: messenger RNA, 1918 nt
Organism: Rana temporaria (common frog)
Lineage: Eukaryota; Metazoa; Chordata; Amphibia; Anura; Ranidae
Gene: NPY2R
Product: neuropeptide Y receptor Y2
Exons: 4
Coding region: 1-1791 (596 amino acids)
Biological process (GO): G protein-coupled receptor signaling pathway
Cellular component (GO): membrane
Molecular function (GO): neuropeptide Y receptor activity
Source: RefSeq, a predicted model, not a curated record